UGUCCCACAGAGGCGCGACUCCGCCGGUGCGCACCUGUUCUCCUCUUGUGCCAUGACUGAGGGAUUUACCGAGUGUGACCUAACAUGUUCGUCUCCUACUCCUUCGGUGGAGACUUUAAAUGCCGUGAACCACCUGAAAUUGGAGCCAGAGCAGCCCAUUUUCUCCGUGCUGACCGGCGGUAUGAAGGAGCAGGAGAGGGGGGAGGCGCACAUCGCAGUGUCCCAUCCGACCACCUGCGGCGCCACCUCACCCACCGCCGCCUCCGACACCGAGUCCGGGGUUUUCUCCGUUGAGAGCGAACUUUGCGCGGAGCACGACUUCGAGCUGGACUGGUUCUGCGGAACCGAGCAGAAACUCAUCUGUUCCCGCUGUGCCACCGCGGGCCCCUGCCGGGAGCACAGCGUGGCCCCGCUGGCCCGCAGAGUCACAGCAGUCAGGAACCAACUGGUGGAUGUGUGUGAAAAAAUCCAGCUGCAGGCCCUGAGGAUCGAGAAGUUCAUCAAGCAAACACUGGAUGCCAAAGAGCAAAAACUGCAGGCAUCGGCGAGCAGAGCGAGGGAGCAGGUGCUUGCCCAGGUCAGCGCUGCGCGUGAGGCCUUGGAGGAGGAGGAGCAACGCCUCCUGGAACAGGUGCAGAGGGAGGCGGAGCGGGUGGAGCAGUGCCUCCUCACCCAGAGAGCUCACUGGAACAACGCUCUGACAAGUCUGUCACAAACACGCUCCCACUUGGUGCACACGCUGACGCACGCUGCAGACGCACAGCUGGUGACCAGCAUUCAGGAGAUCAGUGAAAGGGCGGAGGAAGCUGAGGGGGUCGGGGAUCCCUGUGACACCAAUCAGCUCAACCUGAACCCAGCCUGUACCGACAGCAAGCUGCUAAGGGGCCUCUGGGCCACUGCUCUCCUUCUGGGGCCCAACGCUUAUGGAUCACCUCUGUUAAAGUUUGACGAGCGCACAGUCAGCCCACUCCUCUCCCUCUCUGAAGACCUACGCACUUUAACCUUCAUCUCAAAGAAGCCCCGACAGGCUCCCCCAUACGACCCAGCCCGGUUCGAUUCUUGGCCCAAUGCUUUGGGAUCUCUAUCCAUGUCCUCUGGUACGCACUGCUGGGUGGUGGAUGUUGGAGAAAGCGGCGCCUUUAAGGUCGGAGUCUGCUAUGCUAACCUGGAGAGGAAAGGUUCUGGGAACGAGGCACGACUGGGCCACAACAGCCAGUCAUGGGUUCUGUCCCACUAUGACCUCGACUACUCCUUCUGCCACGCAGGAAAGAAGGUGCCACUGACAUUGAUUAAGCGACCCCAGAGGAUUGGCCUGCUACUGGACUGGUUGAGCCAGACGCUUCUGUUUUACGAGCCCGACUCUGGCACCGUACUGUACUCUGUCACUCACCCCUUUAGUGCUCCGCUGCUGCCUGCGUUUGCUGUGACCGACCGCAGUAUCACCAUCCUGCACCGAUAAACUGAAUUCAUGCUGAAAGAAAUGACAGGCAGACACCCCUGCAUUACAGAAACAUAUAAUAUAUGCAGAUAUACAAGAACUCUGUGAAAUAUUGAUAACUUCCAACUGCAUCAGUUUUUAUUUAUUAAUUUUAUUAUUUUUUUUCAAAUGUGAUAUCACUUUUAAUAAUUUGCUAGCUUUUAUUAUUUUUAUAUCUUGAUUAUGUUACACAGUUGUGCCAUUUUGUAAUUACCUUGACUAAAACAAUAAUUUUAAAUGGAAAGAAUAUAUUUGUUUCUUUUUGAAAGACAGAAAGAAGUUCAUAAUAUGUUAAACCUAUAAAGUUUAUAGAAAAGAAAUGACACCAGUUGAUCUACGUUUUACGAAAUCACAAAAAAGUUGACUUAUUACUGCAUUUUAAAAAUUUUAGUAAAAAUAUAAGCGUGUUUGCUAUAUGCUUAGAAGAAUGGUUAUUUUUUUGAAUCUGUUUAUUACUUUUUUAACUGAGAUAUGUCAAGAGAUGAUAAGCUGCAGUUUAUUGAGUGAUAUUAGAAGGGUGCAGGCUUUGGUUUGUACCUCACACAAAGGUUAUAAACACUUAAAAUACAAAACAGUAAGAAAUAAUCAGCAAAGGAGUGUAUAUUUCAAUUGCAGCAAAACAGAUACCAAAAUGAGCAUCCAUAUUAUAACCUGAUCAGGCAAUGAUAUUUUAAAGCAUUCCAAGGCCCUAAACAUUUCCUUUUUUAUUUUUGAACCAGAACUUUGAAUGUAAUGUGUUGUGGCGACAGCCAAACACCUCUGUUUUUGGCUGUCGGAUAAUUGUUAGGUAAAAGGCCAGUGAUGGCUUUUCUCUUUUUUUAAAUAAAAAGUUCAUAAAUACGGCUUGCCUCUGCAUCCACCCACUCUACAAUGAAACCUCCUAAAAGCCCCAAUUCAACAAAGUGAAUUAAGAAACUGUUGCUUUGUUCAAAAGACCAAAAUACACU
Molecule: messenger RNA, 2424 nt
Organism: Cyprinodon variegatus (sheepshead minnow)
Lineage: Eukaryota; Metazoa; Chordata; Actinopteri; Cyprinodontiformes; Cyprinodontidae
Gene: bspry
Product: B-box and SPRY domain containing
Exons: 6
Coding region: 53-1459 (468 amino acids)
Molecular function (GO): zinc ion binding; protein binding
Source: RefSeq, a predicted model, not a curated record